CUCGGGCCCCCGCCGUUAUUUACAUAUUGAAAAUGGGCAUAACGUCAAUGAUUUAAAAAAUUCAGUCGAUCCGAGAGAUACAAACCUACAACAAUCAAUUUUCUGAGCAGAAGUACGAACUGAGAAACUAUAUAAUAAGAGCCGCAGCCUAUACUGCAACGAAGCUUCGAGGAGGAGGACCUCUGCGCAGUUCUUGGACAGUGGUUAUUCCGAUCGAAUGCAGCGGCGUGUACAGCAGUGUUGUGUUCACGAUGGACACGCUUAGUAGUAUCGCGUUUUACAGUAUUCUGUUAUUGAGUUACAACGAAGUGCACGGUAUCGACACAGACUCGAUAAAUCAAAAUGUGUUGAACAAGAGCCAAAAUGCAAAUGAAACAUCAUUGUCAACUGCCGAACGUUUUCGACGCCUAAUACCUUACGUGACGUACUACGUAGUCGGUAAUAACGACCAAAACGACGUGCCAUAUCAAUAUCAAUAUCAAAAUCCUAAUCCAAAUUCAAACACGCCCAGACCUUUGCAAAAAAAUAACUUUUAUUUUCAAAAUGAAAGAAAACCGCAACAAGUACAACAGCCCGCCACCCAGUACCAAGAACAUAAUUAUCAGAUAUCAAAUCAACAAUUCCGUCAACAACAACAACAUGCUACGUCGGCAGGAUAUCUGCGAUUUCCAAGCUCUCCAAAAACUAAAAGGCCUAUUGCAGUAAUAACAACGACGACUGAAAUGCCAUACAUCAUCCACCAGACAGAAACCCCAUAUAAUUAUUAUUACGAUUAUAGUCAAACGAGCCCUAAACCAAUUGCUAUUAAACACAGCAAUCAUCCUGCAUUUUUACCGACAAUACCAUCAACUCUAAAUUCGUUUUCAGAACAAGAACAUCUGCAAUUUUCGACCAAAGUGAAAAAACAAAGAAGACCCAAGCCGAAAAGACCAACAACUCCUGUAACUACAACCACGACAACAGAUAAAUACGGUGCACUUAACGAAUUGUUGAACGGUUAUGAUUUGGGAAAUCGUCUUUCAAACAAAAUCACAGCCGAAAACAUAGGUUCAAGUAUACAGACACUGUCGGCUGUGUUACAAUUAUUGCAAAAUGAGGCGGACGAACAACAGGCGCGACCAUUGCGACCGAAGAAACCUAAGCCAGAAUAUCGUCCAGAUCCAAUCGACGAAUAUGAUACUGGUGACGUAGGAAAUCCAGGAAGGCCAGGCGUGGAUUAUCCGACGCUCUCAGUUAUACCAAAGACUAGCUUCGAUUGCAAAACCCAAAGAUACAAGGGGUUCUUCGGAGAUCCAGAAACACUGUGCCAAGUGUGGCAUUACUGUGACUUAAACGGUGGCCAAGCAUCAUUUUUGUGCCCAAAUGGAACUAUAUUCAAUCAAGUUUCACUGACAUGUGAUUGGUGGUUUAAUGUAAAAUGUGAUACAACUGCUCAACUCUACGUACUUAAUGAACGCUUAUACAAAUAUAUUAUACCAUCUAAACCUAGUUUUCCAGAAGAUUAUGAAGGACCAUUGGUAGAUAGAUAUUUAGAAGAUAAAUUUAAGGAAACCGAAAAAAAAAGAGGCCAACAAAAAGUACCAAUGCCACCAGUAAUAAAUGUCACUACUGUUGAACCUGAAUCAGUUAGAACACCAUAUCAACAAUUACUUGACGUAGAUGUAUAAAUGUUAAUAGUAACCAAUUUGGUCAACACACAUGAUUUAUGAGGAAAAUUGAUAACAAAUAAUAGAAAUAAAAUGAAUAAUAGGUAGGUGUAAAUAGAAAAACAAAUUUUUUAAAGAAAAAACUUAAAUUGACCUAGUUUUUAAAACAAGUGGGCCUAAAAAAAUGUGCCAUUUUUAAUAUGAAGCCAACACUAUAUUUUAAGGAAUAUUUUAUUUAUUAAUAAAUAGUAUGAUACUAUGUUUUAAAGAGCUCAAAUUAAAAUAGUAUUGAUAAUUAAAAAUAAUUAGGUUAUAUCAUUUUUCUUUUAUAAAAAAUAAAAACCAAUUUAAAACAAAAAUAUUAAUUA
This is a messenger RNA of Rhopalosiphum maidis (corn leaf aphid), 2014 nucleotides long. RefSeq lists its product as uncharacterized. Lineage: Eukaryota; Metazoa; Arthropoda; Insecta; Hemiptera; Aphididae. The coding region runs from base 252 to 1667 and encodes 471 amino acids. The transcript is spliced from 4 exons. Gene Ontology annotation, cellular component: extracellular region. The record is from RefSeq and is a predicted model, not a curated record. Gene Ontology annotation, molecular function: chitin binding.